CAUGGCUGCCCUCAGACCUCUGGUGAAGCCCAAGAUCAUUAAAGAGAGGACCAAGAACUUCAUCCUGCCCCAGUCAGAAAAAAUAUGUCAAAAUGAAGCACAAGUGGUAGAAACCAGAGGCAUUGACGAUAGGGUGCACAGAAGAUUCAAGGGCCAGAUUUUGAUGCUCAACAUUGAUUAUGGGAGCAACCAGGAAACAAAGCACAUGCUGCCUGGUGGCUUCUGGAAUUUCCCAGUCCACGACGUCAAGGAGCUUGAAGACCUGCUGAUGUGCAACAAAUCUUACUGUACAGAGCUUGCCCCCGAUGUCUCCUCCAAGAACCGCAAGGCCAUUGUGGAAAGAGCAACCUCGCUGGCCAUCUGA
This is a messenger RNA of Leopardus geoffroyi (Geoffroy's cat), 364 nucleotides long. RefSeq names its product 60S ribosomal protein L32-like. The transcript has a single exon. The record is from RefSeq and is a predicted model, not a curated record. Gene Ontology annotation, biological process: translation. Gene Ontology annotation, molecular function: structural constituent of ribosome. Lineage: Eukaryota; Metazoa; Chordata; Mammalia; Carnivora; Felidae. Gene Ontology annotation, cellular component: cytosolic large ribosomal subunit; ribosome. Bases 2 to 364 code for a protein of 120 amino acids.